Messenger RNA from Sesamum indicum (sesame), 2250 nucleotides. Its product is annotated as DNAJ heat shock N-terminal domain-containing protein. Lineage: Eukaryota; Viridiplantae; Streptophyta; Magnoliopsida; Lamiales; Pedaliaceae. Gene Ontology annotation, molecular function: zinc ion binding; nucleic acid binding. The record is from RefSeq and is a predicted model, not a curated record.
UGCUAUUUUCCCUUCAGCACCUGAACCCUAACAUAUAUAAAUACACAAGAAUCAAACCAAACCCCUAGCAACUGAUCAAACAGCAAUCAUCCUCAGCAAAUGGCAUCCUCGGAGAAGAGAUGCCUGUACGAGGUCCUCGGCCUGAACCGCGACUGCACCGCCGAUGAAAUCCGGUCGGCUUACAAGCGGCUGGCGCUCCAGCGUCACCCGGAUAAGCUCGUCCAAAGCGGAGUCCCCGAAGCCGAAGCUACAGCCGCUUUUCAGGAGCUCGUGAACGCCUAUGAGGUCCUGUCCGACCAGCGGGAGCGGGCCUGGUACGACUCGCACCGGAACCAAAUCCUCUUCUCCAGUUCCACUGCUACCGGUUCGUCCAGUUUCGUGCCCGAUUUGUUUCCUUUUUUCUCAAAUUCGGUUUAUUCCGGCUACUCGGACUCGGGGAGGGGUUUUUACAAGGUUUAUGGAGACCUAUUCGAGAAGAUUUACGCGAAUGAGGUGAAUUUUACGAAGAAAUUAGGGUUGCCCUUGCCGAGGGAAGCUCCGGUAAUGGGCAAUUUGGAGAGCCCUUAUGCUCAGGUUACAGCAUUUUAUAACUACUGGUUGGGAUUUAUCACAGUAAUGGACUUCUUUUGGGCGGAUCAGUAUGAUGCUAUGGCAGGUCCAAACAGGAAGUCACGGAGGGUAAUGGAGGAGGAGAACAAGAAGUUGAGGAAAAAGGCAAGAAGAGAGUAUAAUGAGACUGUGAGAGGGCUGGCAGAGUUUGUGAAGAAGAGGGAUAAGAGAGUAAUUGAUAUGCAGGUAAAGCGGAAUGAGGAGAUGGAGAGGAAGAAAGAGGAAGAGAAACGGAGAAAGAAAGAGUUGGAGAGACAGAAAGCAGAAAAGGCAAGGAAUUAUGAGGAGCAGGAGUGGGCAAAGGUGGAGGAGGUGGAGGAAGAUGAGGCUGAGAAUAUGCUGGAGGAAAAGAAACAGGAGUUCUAUUGUGUGGUCUGUAGCAAGAAGUUCAAGAGUGAUAAGCAAUGGAAGAACCAUGAGCAGUCUAAGAAGCACAAAGAGAAGGUGGCAGAGCUGAGGGAAGCAUUUAGAGAGGAAGAUGAAGAAUAUGAAGCAACAGAAGGGAGUGAAAGGGAAGCAGAGGAAGAAAAGGAGGUUGAAGGAGAUGUUGUUGGUGAUUUGUCAGCAACUAACAGGGUAAAUGAUUUACCGGAGCAAUUUGAAGAUGCUGUUGUAAUUGAAGGAGAUGAUAGUGAUGAUGGAAAGACUGCAUCUAGUGAAGUGGACGAGUUUUCUGGUACUGAUAAUCAUAGUAGAUGGAAGGGAAUAGCUGCAGAGCUGGGAUCAGAUGAUGAUGAGGCCAGUAUGAUUGAAGCUAUGUUGUCUCGGAGUAAGGGGACGAGCAAGAAUCAGCCCAAGGCUUCAUCAAAUAAAACUCAAGUGGAGAUGGAUGGUGAUGAAUUGGAGUUCAUGGAAUAUAAUAACACAAAAGGUUCACGAAGGAACAGGGGAAGCAGGAGGCAGAGAGGUAGAAGACAAGAAGAAGAAGGAGAAACAAUGAAAGCGGAUGUGCCAGAGAGAAAUGGUGAGGCUGGUGAGCAGGAUGAACGAGAUGAUGAUGCCGAGGAAUCAAGUUCCCAUCCUUUACCAGAACCUGAGGCUAGGAGGAGAGUAGAUGAUGCAACAGAAAGGAGUCAUAAGCGUCCGCAGCAAGCCGUAAACAAGAAAAAUACAGCAAAGAAGGAAAAUGCUUCCAGGUUGAAGGCUGCAUCCAAAGGAAGGAAACAAAAGGUGGCAACAAAUGGUUCUGAUACUAAUGUAUGUGAGAAGUGUGGAGAACAAUUCGACUCCAGGAAUAAACUGCAUAAACAUUUGGGAGACACCGGUCAUGCUUCACUCAGAUCUCGAUGAUAUUCAUUUGGUCGCUCAGAUUGGCACCUCAUUCUUCCGCAUAGAUUGAAGUAUCAGCAUCUUUAUGCGCACAAUUGUCCAUUGCUAGAGUGCAAUUGCAGAGUACCUCUUCUCUGUGCCACUUUGGCCCUAAGAUCAUUUUAUAUUUGUUUGUGCACACAUAAAUACAAGCCAAUUAGAAGGCGUUUAUCAUCUCUCAUUAUAAAGUCUAUCUUGACGCAAACCACAGCUUCUAGACGAGACACUUCCAUUUCCGAAUUUUGUAUCUUCUGGAAAAUGAUUGAUUUUUUCAUCUGAUAAGCCAAGGAUCAUGGCCGAUGUCUGUUUAUAAAAAUUCUAUUUUUUGAUAAA